GCACUCUUAUCGUGUACUGUAUUUUUAUUGUUGUGUAACGUUCUUAUCCGCCCCCUACUGAACAAGUGUGGAAAAAAGAGCGCUAUAGCUCAUCGGAUUCCUCCAGUAUAACUAUUCUGAUGCAGGCUUCGAGGGGGGGGGUGGCAUGGGAGCCGAAGCACCACGGGACAAUGAGGGCAUUUUCAUUCGUUUGUAAUGCAGCGUGGCAACGUGUCUACGGCUACUUGGGGGGGGGUGAUGGGCUGAACAUAUUCCAAAGUACUGGCUUUGCAUCGGCGUUGGCCUGGUACAGUACUGUGUAAGGGAUUUAACGUUGAGUACACCAGCAAGUGUUUAAAUGCGGGUUUAGCAAUUGAGUUAUAUUUACAUACGAUUAAUUAUUACCACUCAACCGCACGCCUUGCUCGAAGCACAAUGGAGGUUGUGGCAAAAAUGCGCAAUUUAUUAACUGCUUCUAAGUGUACAAAUUCCUGUACGAUUCAAUGGAUUCAAUGGAUGCAAUGGAGUUUCACAACAUACAAGCUGAGAGUCAAGUUCAGCGAAUUACUCGCGAAUUGCAUGUUUGGUCAAAAGGAGAAACGGACCCUGAUGGGCAUUCGAAGGGAGUAUUGGGACUACUUUCACGACUGUCUUGCCAAACAGAAAGGAGCUAAUGAUGGAAUCCGUUUCGUCAAGUCGAUCCCUGAGUUGAAGACUGCGAUCGGAAAAGGAAGGGCAUUUAUUCGGUACUCACUCGUUCACCAGAGGCUUGCAGACACUCUUCAGCAGUGCUUCACGAACAAGCCAGUUACCAGUGACUGGUACAGCACAAAGAGCCCUCUGGUCAAGAAAGAGUUGGUGACGGAGAUGAUUAGCCACUUGUAUGAGUUAAACCAGCUCCCUUUCGACCUCGCACCCAGAGGAUACGACCUCGAUGCAGAAUGGCCAUCAUACGCACGGAGGGCACUUGGAGCUUCAGCAUCACCAGCUCAGCUCUGGAAGGCUCCAAGUCGUAGCUCCAGCAUUAACAGCCUAGCCAGCAGCUUUUCACCAAUGCACAUGGAGGCCUAUGCCAAGCACGACUCUGCUUUCAUGCAGCCACUGGACACGCCCGGCAAGCUGGACGCCACCGCUCACGGCCACCUCUACCUCGAUCAUCCCGUGCUCCAGCUGCACCACAACGCGGAGCAGCAGGCUCUGGAGGAGCAGGUGGAGAGCUUGCAGAUCCACCUGGACCAGGCCGAGUUGCGGCUGAGACGGGAGCAGGAUCGCUCCGACGCUCUGGAGGGCGAGCGGCGGGACGUGCAGGCGACGGCGCUGCUCGCCGAGCGGUCCUUGCUGCAGGCGGUGGACGACGCACGCAGGGACAAGCGGGGGCUGUUGCAGGAGAACGAGGCACUCCAGCUGAGGCUGUGCGAUCUGCAAAAGAUGCUCGACGAGAGCAAGCGGGACGUCGCCAUGCUCGAGGGGAAAGUGUCGAGCUUGGAAAAAGACGCCGCGGCGUGCGAGCCGCGCGCCGAUCGCGCUCGGGCGGAGACCGCUUUCCUGCAGGGCGGUGCUCCGAUUCACCCCGACGUUGCGGUGUGCGAUCCCGAAGGUGAAGACAAUGUCGGGGCACUUGCCUUGACAGCAGAGGACAGGCGUCAGGGUGAAGUGUUGGAGGGUAAUCGAAGCGACUUUGACCCGAUGGCUCGGAGUGAAAUUGCCAAGCUACGCUGCCAGCUUGAACUGUCAGAGCAGCAACUGCAAUGGAGGCAAGCUGACGUCACUCGGCUGACGACAGAGGUGGGCGAGUUGCGCUCCCGGCUUGGCGUUUCCAAGGAGGAGGUUCAGAAACUCAAGAGGAGUGCGGCGGAACAAGCUCUUUCCAGCAAAAUGCAGAGGCAGGAGUUGGAGAGCCUCAAAGUGGAUCUGGUGAAUGUAAAUAGAGUUCAUGUUGAGCAACUUCUGCAGAUGAAGGAAGAGCUUGGGGACCUCGAGAAAGAGAGGGAGUUUUUGCUGAAGAAAAAAUCCGAUUACGAGCUAAAGCUGUUGUCAAAUGAGGAGGAAAAUCUUCAGCUCUCUCAUUGUUUGGAAGAGUAUGAAAGGAAGAAUUUGGAGUUUGAAGAGCGCUUGUAUAAAGCUCACGAAGAGGCUGACGAGCUUCGUUCCCAAAUUUCUCAAAUAGCGUCCGAAAAGGACCUAUUGGUGGAAAAAAUUGAUUCAACGAUUUCCGAAUUUACAAUGAGCGUGCAGCAACAUGGACAAGAAUCGGAGGAGUUGAAGCUGGAACUUGAGAGACUAACUGGGGAAAACACAGCAUUGAUGGAGCACGUGCAGAGCCUGCAGUGUCUGAAGGAAGCAAAUGAUGACCUGCAAACUCACCUGGAGAAGACCAAGGAGAAAAUUCACAUGCUGCAGGAAUCCCAACGUCAAGAGCUGUCAUCCAUGAAGUUUAAAAUGAGUUUGGAAAUAAUCGAUUUCCAGACUCGAUUAAAGAAACACACAGAAGAGAAUGAGAAAUUAAAAAGUGGCAACAGCAACAAGGAUACGGUCAUUUCCAAUUUAAAUGCCAAGGUGAAGACACUAAAGGCUGAUUACCAGCUGCUUCAGGACCUGUCGAUAGCUCAGGAAGAGAAUUUCAACGAGCAGCUGCGGGAGCGGCUAAAGAAAGAAGAGGAAGGAAUUGGCCUGAGGAAGGCGCUGGACAGGCAAUUCGGCUCCUGGUUCUCUUUCAGUGGUAACACGAAUUUGCAACGAAUAGACAGGUGUAAGGAAACGCUUGAAUCUGAACAAAAGGAUCAUAAGAAUCUCAUGAAGGAGCUGGCCAUUGUGAAGAGCAGAGCGGAGGAGGAAGAGAAGAACCUUCUUUCAGAGAUUCAGGAGCUCAAGGAGACAAUGGCAAACAUGUCAGACCGACUCAUAGAACUGCUCAAAGACAAGGAUGUGCUGUGGCAGAAGAGCGACAUGUUGGAGUUUGAGCAACGGCUGCGUGCAGAGGAGCGCUUUGAGAAGGACGUUGGAGCGCAGCACUGCCUCGACUGCAAGAACGAGUUCUCCUGGAUGCUGCGCCGCCACCACUGCCGGCUGUGCAGCCGCUCCUUCUGCUACUACUGCUGCAACAACUGGGCAUCGCUGAGGACGGGCGAGAAGAAGGAGCGCGUUUGUCGCUCGUGCUUCGCGUGCCACGGCCCCUCCGCCCUCGGGGGGGGGACGCCCAGUCCCUCCGAGUCGCCCUCGACGGCGUCCAACCCACUGGUCUCGCCGGCCGGUGAACGACCUGCACCUGAUGAUUUAAAUUUUGACAUCAUCACCGAGGAAGAGGUUGGUGAAAGCAGUCAAUUGGCAUCGCCAUCUGAGAAUGAGGAAGCGGAAAAAGAUGUCUCAAUCGAUCGCACUGCGGAAGAGUCCCAGCCUGCCCCCUUGGCCUUGGAACCAGAGAUUCUACUUCUCAAGAACAGCGACCCUUCGUUUAACGUGCCCCUGAGUCCCGAGGAUGUGCGUUGCUUCGGCGAGUGCCGGCGCGAGCUGCACGUCAAAGCGGGAGCCUACGCGGUCAUCACGAUGAACGUGACCGAGAGCGGCCUCAGCCUGGCCUGGGAGUUCUCUUCCGAGAACCGCAACGUGUCUUUCAGCGUGGUGUGGCGCGACAGGCCCGAGCAGCCCGUGGAGAGUUCCGUGGUGCUGAUUCCGCUGACGCGCUGCAAUUCGCACCUGCAGCUGGUUCAAGGCCAGCUGAAGGCGAGGAGGCCUGGCCUUUAUCUGCUGAUAUUCGACAACAGCUUUUCACGAUUUUACGGGAAGAAGGUGUCCUACCACUUGACGGUCAGCAAAACGCUCAUGUACGAUGGCACUGACGAGACGGACCCCUGAUGAGCUCCGUCGGCAGAGAGGUGGCCACCUGCUUAAGAAUUCGACAUCCAUGCACUGCAUGUUUCCCCAUGCUCGCAAUGAACCAGGUUGCUUUAAACAAUCUCUUUAUCGUCCUCUUGCCAUAUGUUUGCGUUCGCAUUGGGGCUUUGCCCAUGGUUUCCUCUUAACAUGUUGUUGUCACAAACACAGUCGUACGUGCAAUUACAAUUUUAAGAUCUUUCCCACCUUGGCUUGUUGGCUUCCUGCAAUUGCUUUCACUGGAUUCGUUCGGUUAGCGCAGGGUUUGGCAGCCAGCGGCUCCAGAGGCACAUGCGGCUCUUUAUGGACUUCUUCUUGACGUUAGUUGCAUGCAUUGUGGUUCUUGAAAUAUUUACGUCUUUUUUUUUCCCGAAUUCGAAAAAAAAAUGCCCCUUUUUAUUUUGUUUGUCGACCCCUGAGGUGGCAUGUUAGGCAUUUCUGUAUGUUAACGCCCGUGUAGAAGUGGGAGAAUCAGCUUAUGGGAUAAUGAUUUCUAGCGCAUAUGGGUGAUCUUCAUGCUGCUGCUCUUCAAUAUACCAGUCUCCGCAAUAACGGGGAUACGUAUUUUUCCACACUAUAAUUUUACCCAUUUCGUGUGACCCCUGGAGAAUGAAAUCUCCAUGAUCUAAAAAUGACAGCAUUUUACUCUGUGGUAAAUAACUGGCAAGUCAGCUGGUGUUAUCACACCCAACAAUAGGACAGCCACGUGUAAAAUAAAGGAAAAUACACUUUUAAAAGUUUUGUGUGGCGUUAACAAUCCUGUAUAUGUAAAACAUUUCUCGAUACAAUGCACAUUUCAACCAAAAGGGUGUAUAUUCAACAGCGUUGACGCUUUUACAGCUGGUCCCACUGUUAAUCAACACUUGGCUAUUGAUCAGCAUUAGCCAAGCGCUUGUCACAUUAUUCAUACGAGGGAGGUGAAUUCUGCGUGCAAACUUUGCACAUCUGUAUCGCAUACGACUAAGUGUACUAGUGUAGUGGUUAGCCUGCUACGAAACCAGCAACCCGAGUUCGAUUCCUGCUCAUGGCCAACAACAAUGACGAUUAUCUGACUGGUCACUGGCCUCCCCUAGGUCCACUCAGCCUUAAAUGAGUACCUGGUGCGAUGUGCAAACAUCACCACUGGGGAGACAAAAGCAGCUGGGCGUGGUGUUGGCCACCCACCCCCUCGUGUGCCGUGCCGGCCUUCAUAGGUGCUCACUAACAGCACUUUCCCCAAGUCUGUUCAGGCUAUCCGGGGGAUUUUUGUCUUUGUACUCUCAUGGCAACAUUGUGAAAAUACUGGUGUGUCCAUCACUACGUUAAUGUUAAGAAAUGCUGCAUCAGUUUUUAAACUAAAUAUAUACUUUGUGUGUAAAACUAAUAUAAUAAUAAUACGUAGCUUAAAGCUGUAAUCGUCUGGACUUUAUACUGCAUGUUUUAUGAACUGAUGUUUUGUCGUCGUUGGAUGAUGUGCUUGGUGUCAAUGAGAGGACGAGGUUAGCGUGGCAAAUCGGAUGUGGCCCAAUGGGGGCAGCCAGUUAUACAACUGCUUGCAAAAGGGCAUUUGCUGGUGGGGCAUGGUACAUGGCCAGAUCAAGGAGCGUACACACUUGCUGCGAUCACUGUAAGAUAAGGCUCAUCAGUCCUCGGUCCCGAGUCCACUCGGUCGUCGUUGUACAUUGAGCAUGUGGUUGAAGUUACGAUACGUUUGGCAUGGGGAAGCCCCCACUUGCUUUUCAACGUAUGAAAACAAAAUUCAAUGUGGGCAAUACUCUUACGAAGAGAAAUAUGAGUAAACAACAGUACAUAGGUGUGUUGUAAAUGUGCAAACGGAAUAUGUAUUGUAUAUAGUUUAUAUCUAGUAUAUCUGGUAUUUUAGAUACAGGCACGUAAUAUACUUUUCUACGUGUGGGACUUUAUGCGAGUCAUUUGUGAAUUUUACAUAGAUACUUUUUUAAAGUACCGUUUCUUGCACUUGUUUGUGGUGUAUACUACCUGCAUGAUGGUCUGUUGGUGAAAUGUCUUUGUUGAUUGUGUUAUUUUUCCGUCGCAUAACACAUGUGCAAUGAGUGUUUUGCCCGUUUUAAUUUAACUGUGUGUGCUGCUUCGAAAUAAAGUGUAUCCAUUACAUCGG
This is a messenger RNA of Petromyzon marinus (sea lamprey), 5965 nucleotides long. It is a transcript of the gene FYCO1, whose product is annotated as FYVE and coiled-coil domain autophagy adaptor 1. Lineage: Eukaryota; Metazoa; Chordata; Hyperoartia; Petromyzontiformes; Petromyzontidae. The record is from RefSeq and is a predicted model, not a curated record. Gene Ontology annotation, molecular function: metal ion binding. Gene Ontology annotation, cellular component: autophagosome; lysosome; late endosome. Gene Ontology annotation, biological process: positive regulation of autophagosome maturation; plus-end-directed vesicle transport along microtubule.